Talaromyces rugulosus is the source of this 480-nucleotide messenger RNA. RefSeq lists its product as uncharacterized. Lineage: Eukaryota; Fungi; Ascomycota; Eurotiomycetes; Eurotiales; Trichocomaceae. The transcript has a single exon. The record is from RefSeq and is a predicted model, not a curated record. The coding region runs from base 1 to 480 and encodes 159 amino acids.
AUGUCUUCUGCAUACCUCGUUGUUGAGCCGCACCCCUCGGUGCCCAACUCGCGCCGUCCAGCCAUGCACACCUCGCGCGGAGGCGCCGGCAAUGUCAUCUCGCUGCGCAACACCAAGACCACCGACUCUCUGUCCGCCACAGGGCCAGCUUCCCUGACUCGCCUCGACUCGCGUGUGCCACCCACCUUCAAGUCUGGCCGUGGCGGUGCCGGCAACGUGCACAGCAGCAGCGAGCGCGCCAUCUUCAGCUUCGACGAGGAGCUCGAGCGCGAGAUGCGCCGCGAAAAGGCCAUUGCCCCCGUCAUCCACGUUGGCCGCGGCGGCGCCGGCAACAUGAUCUCGGGCUCCGACAAGUACAACCUCGAACGCAAGUACUCGUCCACCAGCUCGUCCAGCAACGAGUCCCUGGCCGACCGCGCCAAGGAGAAGGCUCGCAACAGCCUCGAGCGCACCUGGAGCCGGAUCACCGGUCACCAAUAG